Molecule: messenger RNA, 1500 nt
Organism: Saprolegnia parasitica CBS 223.65
Lineage: Eukaryota; Oomycota; Saprolegniomycetes; Saprolegniales; Saprolegniaceae
Exons: 1
Coding region: 1-1500 (499 amino acids)
Source: RefSeq, a predicted model, not a curated record
AUGUUUAUGCACAAGAGCCUCUCGCUGUCGUGUGCGACCGAGCACAAGCAAAUCGCAGCGGGCGAGAAGAAUGCGACGACGUUUGUCAACUGCCACAUCGAGGCCCCCAAGUGCGACGACAACGAGCGCCAGCCGAUCGACCUCGUCAUCGUCCUCGACAAGUCGGCGAGCAUGGCCGAGCUGAAGAAACUCGAUUUGUGCAAGACGACGCUGACGUUUCUGUCGCGGGAGCUCUCGGCCAUGGACCGCGUGAGUUUGGUGGUGUACGACAGAGACGUGACGACCGUCCAACCCCUCACGCUCAUGACGCAGGACGGGAAGGCGCUCUUCGAAAAGCGCGUCCGCACCAUUCAAGCCGGAACCUGCACGAACCUCAGUGGCGGUCUCUUCGCUGGUUUGGAUGAGAUUCAACGCCAUGAGCGAAGCGAUGGCGGGUCGCCCAACCCUAUCCGGUCGGUGCUCCUCUUGACGGAUGGACUUGCCAACUACGGAGUGGUAAAGUCGUUGCCGCUUCUAAGUAUCCUAGAGAGCUGCUACAACGACGCCCUCCAUCCCACCGAACAAGCUAACGCUCCUCCGACCGGUAGACCAGAGCCGUCGUCGCCCGUGUCUCUCUUUACCUUUGGCUAUGGUGACAACCACGACGCCAAGCUCUUGCGGUGCAUCUCGGACUUUGGCCGUGGUGCCUACUACUUUGUUGAGAACGCAGACGCUGUCUCGCUCGCGUUCGCCGACUGCCUCGGGGGGCUUCUCAGCGUCGUGGCUCAAAACAUUCAACUCGAAGUGCUCGCCGCGUCCCCCGGUGUCCGCAUCCUCGAGGUCAACACCAAGCGUCCCCAGCGUGUCCAGGCGCCGGGGCUGCACUACGUGAUUGAGCUCGGCGACUUGUACAGCGAAGAACUACGGGAUCUUCUCGUGCACGUCGAGACCUCUGAGAGUACCGAAACCAGUCGGCAGCACUUGGUCGAGUUUCGUCUGCGCUACGUCAACGUACUCACGUCCCGCAUUGAGACCAUGUCGACCAUGAGCGCGAUUGAUCGCCCCAGCGUUGUCACCGACACCUCGGUGAGUCUGACUGUCACGCGGCAAAUGCACCGACUGGAGACGGCCGAUGCCAUGGACACUGCCCAACGCGAGGCCGACGACGGCCGCCUCGACCUCGGCCAAGCCCGCCUCGCAGCGCUCAGUAAGAAGCUUCAACGAGCUUUCGCCGACUUGCGUUUGGAUGCGACCGUUGGUCAAGAGAAAAUGCUGCUCGACGACUUGCGCGAUUGCCAAGAGGCGAUGCAAACGCUCGCCGAGUACCGGUCGCGGGGUCAGUACCGGCUCACGAACCGCGCUCAAACGCACCAUACGCAGCGAAGCAACGACACGGAGACGUCGUGGGUCGACAUCAAGAGCGAAGACAGUCUCUGCAGCGAAGACUCUGGCACGUAUCGCAAUGGCACCAAGCGCCGUGUGAUGGCUCGCGCGCUCGACAUGAAGCGAAAGGACGCGUAA